This is a messenger RNA of Suillus discolor, 1871 nucleotides long. Its product is annotated as cytochrome P450. The transcript is spliced from 13 exons. The record is from RefSeq and is a predicted model, not a curated record. Bases 178 to 1671 code for a protein of 497 amino acids. NCBI's taxonomy places the organism in Eukaryota, Fungi, Basidiomycota, Agaricomycetes, Boletales, Suillaceae. Gene Ontology annotation, molecular function: monooxygenase activity; heme binding; iron ion binding.
CAUCAAUACACUAGUACUCAGAUCUUGCACACACAAUGGUACCAACUGUAUGGUUUCGAAGUCGGGGUGUCAACAUGGGCAUCUUUUCCUACUUAGCCGGACUACCAAAGCGCAUAUGGAGUGCGAGUUCUUUUUCUUUCUUCUCUGGCCCUCACCUUUUUUCAGGUCGUCAUCUUCAUGUCUACAUCAUCGGACUAUCGUAUUCCAGCUCUUGCUGCCAUGUCUGCGAUAGCAUAUGGCUUACUUGGCUGGUGGUCACAUAAGAAGAGAAACCCGGCAGGCCUUCCUCUUCCUCCAGGUCCCAAGCCGCUCCCAGUAGUGGGUAACGUGCUUGGUCUCAAGAUUGAUGAGCCUUGGGUCACAUACACACACUGGGGUGCUACAUACGGCGAAUUGGUGUACUCCCGUCUGCUCAACCAGGAAAUCAUUUUGAUCAAUACUGAGAAAGUCGCCAGGGACCUAUUGGAGAGGCGCUCCAACAACUACUCCGACAGACCUGGCAUCCUGUGCCUGAUGAAUGACUUUGUUGGCUGGUCAUUUAAUUCUGUCAUGAUCAAGUAUAAUGAUCGUUGGAGGCUCCACCGACGGUUGUUUCACCAAGCAUUUCGUCCAGAAGCAGCUUUUACAUAUCAAACAAUGCAGCUUCGCAAGGCGCGAGAGUUGUUGAGCAACUUGCUUGAAGACCCAGUCAACUGGAGGGCGCAUGUGCAGACGCACUCAGUCUCUAUUAUUAUGUCCGUCGUUUACGGUUACGAACCUGGCCUAAGGGACGACCCCAUCAUUACCAUUGUCGAGAGGGCUGUCGACUUAGCGGUGUCUUCUAUCAAACCCGAGGUUGCUGCUUUCCUUGGCGCAUUCCCAUUUUUGCAACACGUGCCAUCAUGGUUCCCUGGAGCUUCGUUCAAGCGGACAGCUGUCUUAUCCACGAAGUAUGCCAAGGAGAUGAUCGAGGCGCCGUUUCAGUACGUCCAAGAGAAUUUGGCGUCAGGCUCGGCAUCUCCAUCUAUGGUAGCUGACUCUUUGAGAAAAGCCGAAGAUCAAAAUGCGUCUGAGACGUAUGUCAAGGCAAUCAAAGAGAGCGCUACCUCAUCAACUAUGUUUAUUUUCAUCUUGACGAUGCUACAAAACCCGGAAGUACAAGCGCGCGCACAAGCCGAAAUUGACUCUGUGGUCGGUUCGGUCAGGCUGCCGAAUUUCGAGGACAGAGCAUCACUGCCCUAUGUCGAGGCUGUUCUCCGCGAAGUUCUCCGGUGGCACCCCGCUGUACCAUUAAGCAUCCCCCACGCUGCCACGAAUGAUGAUGUCUAUAACGGAUACUUCAUCCCGCAAGGAGCUACAAUUAUAACGAACACAUGGGCGAUCACACACAACGAAGCCAAGUAUCCCAACCCAGAAGAAUUUAAACCCGAGCGUUUCUUUGGCGCUGAUGGCAAGCUGAAUGAUGACACCGUGAACGUUGCAUUUGGUGCGGGUCGCAGAAUUUGCGUUGGGCGAUAUAUCGCAGAUGCAUCCAUCUGGUCUGCUAUGAAAUGCAAAGACGAGCAAGGCAACGAUAUCAAUGUAAAUCCGAAGUUUACUGCGGGCAUCACUUCCUAUCCAUUGCCCUUCCCUUGUCUCUUCGUGCCCCGACACAAAGGAUUUGACACGGAAAGGCUUGAUGCAAUGUUCUAAGGUUAUCUCUACGCCUGGUUAAAGCUGGUUCUAGCGUUGUAAACUGCUCUUUCUUUCUUGUAUACCAGCUUUCCUAUCCUCCACGUUGUUGUGCUAACGAUAUACGAUGUCCACUCACACUGUCCUCACUAGCAUCCGCUCAUGUUGUAUAGCUACUCUUGAUAUGUCUGGGAAAUGAUCAUACAAACUUGACGUCACAA